Puntigrus tetrazona (Sumatra barb) is the source of this 4063-nucleotide messenger RNA. RefSeq names its product thrombospondin type-1 domain-containing protein 7A-like. The record is from RefSeq and is a predicted model, not a curated record. Gene Ontology annotation, biological process: actin cytoskeleton organization. NCBI's taxonomy places the organism in Eukaryota, Metazoa, Chordata, Actinopteri, Cypriniformes, Cyprinidae. Gene Ontology annotation, cellular component: plasma membrane.
AUGGCGCUUUAUGCCUGGCGGAGCACCGAAUGGAGCGAGUGUCGUGUUGACGCGCUGCUCAGCCAGCAGGACCGGCGGCGUGGGAAUCAGACGGGUUUGUGUGGCGGAGGUGUUCAGAGCAGAGAAGUGUACUGCGUUCAGGCCAACGCAGAACUCCUCAGCUACAUCAAUAACAACAAAGACAAACAAGCAUCACAACCCGUAGACGUUAGGCUGUGCAAGGGAACGACUCCGAGCACCACGCAGCUGUGUCACAUCCCGUGCCCUGUGGAGUGUGAAGUGUCCCCGUGGGGCGCCUGGGGGCCCUGUACCUUUGAGAAUUGCGAUGAACGGGUUGUGAAGAAAGGUUUCAAGUUCAGACGACGCACAAUCACUAAUUACCCCACGGGUGGAGAGGGGAGCUGUCCUCAUCUGGUGGAGGCUAUCCCGUGUGAUGAUCCCAGCUGUUUUAGCUGGCAGCUGGUCAAGCUGGAGGAGUGUAUCCCAGAAGAAGACAUGGACUGUGGAGAGGGAACACAGACUCCACGGGUCCGCUGUGUCAACAGCGAAGGUAUCGAGGUGGAGAAGGAGAUGUGUGUGGAUGAAGUCUAUCCUUCAUCUGUGCCCUGUGUGGUUCCCUGCCCUAAAGACUGCGCUCUCAGCCUCUGGACCGAAUGGUCCACCUGCUCCCAGACCUGCUCCAGCAAAACCGCCGAAGGCAAGCAGAUGAGAACCCGAGCAAUACUGGCUUACAAUGCAGGCGAAGGAGGUUCCAGCUGUCCUAACACCAGCGCCCUUCAGGAGGUGCGCGACUGUAAUGAGCAUCCCUGCAUCGUGUAUCACUGGCAGACGGGGCCCUGGGGACAGUGCGUGGAGGACACCACCACAUCCACCCUCAACACCUCCUCCAGCGCGGACAGGUCCACCUGCACCAUGGGUGUUCAAACGCGCAAGGUCAUCUGCGUAAAAGUCAACGUCGGACAGGUGCCGCCCAAAAAAUGUCCUGAAGCCCCCCGGCCGGAGUCAGUGAGACCCUGUCUGCUGCCCUGCAAGAGAGACUGUAUAGUCACAUCCUUCAGUGAAUGGACAGAGUGCCCCACUUCCUGUGAAGCAGGUGUAAAUGGGCAGAAGAAUAAACAGUAUCGCUAUCGAGUGAUCAUCCAGAUGCCAGCUAAUGGAGGUCAGGAGUGUCCAGAAGUCCUUUAUGAAGAGAAAGACUGUGCGACUCCAUCUGUCUGUCCGGGUUACAGGUGGAAAACGCACAAGUGGCGUAAAUGUCAGCUGGUCCCUUGGAGCAUCCAUGAGGACACUAAAGGAGCUCAGGAGAACUGUGGAGCUGGAGUCCAAACCAGAGCUAUCUCGUGUAGGCAGCUGGAUGGUACAGUGGCUGAUGUGGUUCGGUGUCUGAAGUUUGCCAGCAGCAUGCCGGUGAUGAGCCAGCCCUGCCAGCUACCGUGUCGAGAUGACUGCCAGCUCACCAGCUGGUCCAAGUUCUCUCCCUGCACCUCGGACUGCGUAGGGGUCCGUACGAGGAGGAGAGCUCUCGUGGGAAAAAGCAAGAAGAAGGACAAGUGCAAGAACAGCCAGAUGUACCCGCUGAGCGAGACCCAGUACUGCCCAUGUGACAAAUACAACGCCCAGCCGGUGGGGAACUGGUCUGACUGCAUCCUGCCCGAGGGCCGCGUGGAGAACGCCGCAGGCCUGAAGGUGUUGGGAGACGUGAGAGACGUGAAGGAGUGCGGGCAGGGCUACCGCUAUCAGGCCAUGGUGUGCUACGACCAGGACAACAGACUCGUGGAGACGGCACGCUGUAACAGCCACGGGUACAUCGAGGAGGCCUGCAUCGUUCCUCGCCCGCCUGAUUGUAAACUCAGUGAAUGGUCCAACUGGUCGCGCUGCAGUAAAUCCUGUGGCAGCGGGGUCAAAGUUCGUUCGAAAUGGCUCAGAGAAAAGCCUUACAAUGGAGGAAGACCCUGGAAACUGGACCACCUUAACCAGGCACAGGUGUACGAGGUGGUCCCUGCGCGCAGCGACUGCAGUCAGUAUAUCUGGGUCGCUGAACCCUGGAGCGUGUGGAAGGUCAGUAACGUGGAUCUGAAGGAGAACUGUGGAGAGGGCGUUCAGACCAGAAGAGUCAGGUGUAUGUUGAACACAGUGGACGGUCCCUCCGACGCAGUGGAGGACUAUCUGUGUGAUCCAGAGGAGAUGCCGCAGGGGACGAGGGAGAGCCGUCUGCCCUGUCCCGAGGACUGUGUGCUGUCCGACUGGAGCCCCUGGACCCCGUGUGACCUGCCGUGUUCUGGAAGAGGAGACCGGGAGAGGACGGCGUUUGCGCUGCGUCUGCCUAAAGAAGGAGAGGACUGUCCGGUCAGCAUGCAGACCGAGCCCUGCUUCCUGAACCGAAACUGUUUUCACUACAGCUACAACAUCACCGACUGGAGCACAUGCCAAUUAAGUGCCAGCGCUGUGUGUGGAAUCGGUCUCAAGACGAGGAUGCUGGACUGCGUUAGAAGUGACGGCAAAUCUGUCGACCUCAAGUACUGCGAGAAGCUGCGCUUGGAGAAGAAAUGGCAGAUGAACGCUUCCUGUACGGUGGAGUGUCCAGUCAACUGCCAGCUCUCUGAUUGGUCAGCAUGGUCAGACUGCUCACAGACCUGUGGCCUUGAAGGGAAGAUGUGGCGCAGACGGACGGUGGUUGAGGCGUCUCAGGGGGACGGCAGGCCGUGUCCGGCUCAGAUGGAGCAGUGGAAGCCGUGUCCUGUGAGACCCUGCUACAGAUGGCAGUACGGCCCGUGGUCCGAGUGCCGUGUCGAGGUGGUGGUGUGUGGGGUGGGCCUGCGUUUCCGGAACCUGUCGUGCUUUGUAUCAGAUGGCUCCGGCGAUGGGAAGAGCAGUAUUGUAGAAGAAGAGCUCUGUGCUGGAUUGGAGCAGGCUGUCGAUGGAGAUAAGAAUAUUGUUCUGGAGGAGACCUGCACCUUACCCUGCCCUGGUGACUGUUACCUGAUGGAGUGGUCCGACUGGAGCCCGUGUCAGAGUGUGUGCGUGAAGGGUCAGCGGUUGGACUUCAGUCCGGCUCAGGUCCGUUCUCGGGCCGUCAUCGCUCAGGAGCCGGAGAACAUCGCUCAGUGUCCCGAUCAGGAGUGGCAGACCCGGCCCUGCAGCAAUGGGGAGUGUUAUGAGUACCAGUGGAUGGGCAAUCCUCAGCUGAUCUGGUGUCAGCGCUCGGAUGGAAUAAACGUCACAGGUGGAUGCCCUCCAGCGCUACUGCCAGGGACGGACCAGUCAUGUGAUCCGCCUUGUGACAAACCACAGUCAUUUUGCUCAGAGGAAGGCGUGUGUGUGUGCGAGGAGGGCUACACCGAGGUGCUCACGGCCGAGGGGAUGCUGGAGCAGUGUGCUCCCAUCCCUGUGCUCGAAAUCCCCACCGCAGGGGACAAGAAAUCUGAUGUGAAGACCAGCAGGGCCAUCAACCCCACCCUGCCCACCACAAUACAGCCUGGCCGCGCCGGACGCACCUGGUACCUGCAACCCUUUGGACCAGACGGAAAGCUGAAGACGUGGGUGUACGGCGUGGCGGCGGGAGUUUUUGUCCUCCUGGUAUUUAUCGUGUCAAUGAUUUACCUCGCAUGCAAAAAGCCAAAGAAACCUCAGCGAAGACAAAAUAAUAAUCGAUUGAAACCCCUGACCCUGGCGUACGACGGAGAUGUGGACAUGUAGCCCUUCUCGUGAAAAAUAUCAUCAGCAGCAAAAUGGUCGAAUCUUAUGAAAACAUAUCCAGGUUAAAUCAUACCCCAAAUAUGCUCAAAAUAAUUUUUUUUGGCUUAUUUUAGCACCUUUUUACAUUUAUAAAAUGUUUCAAAUUAUUUUAUAAAUUAUUUAUGAAAAUUAAUUUUCUUGGAAUUAUUUUUUAACGCUGUAUUACAUCUGAACAAUUUACUUUUUGUUUUUGUAAUUCUCAGUAUUGUCAACAGCGAUUUUUUUUUUUUAAUCAUAAUAAAUUAAAGACAAUAUGACGUAUCUAUUAAUACUUAUUUACUGUUUACAAUAUGUAAAAUUGUCAUUUAAAUGCCGUUAUAAUAUCAAA